GCGGUUGUUGAGCUCAAGUAGCAAUUACGGCACGAAGAAGUAUGGAAUGGCCGUUACAGAAUGCGACGACAGGAAAACCUGUCACCACCCCGACGAAUCAAGAUAUUCUGUUGGCUGCCGCCGAGGCGGCUUCGCGAGAAGCGCCGGAAAUGGUGGCGUCUUUUGUUGCAGGGAUGAAAGCGUGCCAAAAUUGGCGAUCGGAAUAUGUCGCCUUAAUGGAAGCGUUCGUCCGAAUUCAGGCCAACGUGACGCCGACGACGGCAGUCGCAAUGUGUCGUGCGGGACUGGUGGAAGCGACGAACGCCUUUCGUUUUCACCGUGACGAUGCACAGUCUGCUCCAUUUGCCGAAGCCUUUACUCAAGAAUGGGAGGCUCUGGAGACGGAAACAUUCAGAGGCUCACAGAACUCGACGGAAAAAGUGCAAUUUGCGUUAGCGUCGCCGCAUGGGACCGACGCCAACCCCAUCUUUGUCAGUGGAGCCGAGGCGGUAGCCCAGCUCAAAGUCUGGAGUGACUACGGAUGCAUGGAACCUUCCGCCGCAGAACACGCCACACGGGUUUGCACCAUGAAAGACAUUUCUUCGCUGGUCCGGGGUAAAACCUUCGUUCUUUUGGGCGUAACGUCAGAAAUGGGGCCAGCAUCCACGCUGCUCAAGAUUCCUGGGGCGCACGUCAUCGGAGUGUCCCGAUCGGGUCCAAAGUUACAAACGCUAGUUGACUUUUUGCAUCAGAGCGGUUUUUCCGAUACAAUCUUGCAAGUUCCCAAAGGAGGGGCUGAUUUACUGAAACAAGCGCCGCAAAUUUCUCGAUGGAUUGUUGAGUCAGCUCCCAAAGAUCGUCCUAUUAUUAUCAUGCCAUUGGCUUACAUGGACGGGGAGGCAAAUGUCCGUGUCACCAUCGCCAUGGACGGAAUCGUAAACUACAUACGUGAACGACGAAGCGACGUAUCUCUAACAUACUUGACAUCGCCGACCACGGUAUACGCCAUCCCUCGCGAAGCAGCGAAUGACUCGAAACGGCGACAUGACGAAGGAAACAUUUACAUGAGAGCUAUCAAUCUCAUGUCACUGGGCCGGCUAGCGAAACCUUCGAAUGUUUGGUUAGGUGAAACAGGCUCCUUGCUUAUCUACAACGGCUUGCUUCAUUUGCAAGGUCCGAACUAUGCACUGGCCAAGAUCAUGCAGCAAUGGCGCUGCAUGGUAGCGUACGAAGAGGGCAUUAUUGUGGCCGCCCCACACGCGCCAGGAACUAGAACUUACUCCGUCGUACAUUCUUUGCAAGCGGCGGCAGCACUUGAAGGAUUUCAGUAUAUGGAGCCAAUGAUUGCAUUCGACGUCCUCCCUUGCUCGACACUAAUGACCGCCAUUAUCCUCGAUCAGGUGAACGAAUGCAGCCCCGCCAAACUGAAGCAUCCAAUGGAACUGUUUAUGGAUGGCUCCGUACACGGGGGGUUAUGGCGUUGUCCUUUCAGCUCCGAUUCGAUCGGUCCGUUGGCCUACGUCCUUGGCCAGAUGAUUGCAAGGAAAGGCUGGUGCCCAUCUGGCGCCUUGGCGUCGCAACCUUUGGCUUCUCAGGAGUCCACUUGA
Molecule: messenger RNA, 1586 nt
Organism: Phaeodactylum tricornutum CCAP 1055/1
Lineage: Eukaryota; Bacillariophyta; Bacillariophyceae; Surirellales; Neidiaceae
Exons: 1
Coding region: 42-1586 (514 amino acids)
Source: RefSeq, a predicted model, not a curated record